AGCCGAGGUCGGACUCUCAACCGACCGAGCCACCCAGGAGCCCACCAUCCGUGUCUUGCAGAGCAGCUCAUGGAGACUCGGUGAGGGACUGCCUCCGGCCCCACUUCGGGGAAGUGCAGAGCCAGGGUCAAAACAGGGCCCUCUGUGGCCCCAGAGGCUCCACAGACCCAUCGGACAGACACGGGAAAGAAGGCCUCAGAAGGAAAGACAGAAUGCGCACUUCUCACCCGGUGCAGGAAGCCAGUCGGCAGCACGGCCCCAAAGAAAGCGCGUAGCCGCCGAGCCUCCUUCCCUCGGGGUGGCUUUGGAGACAGGGCAGGGUUCGAACUCCCUCUCGCUGCAGGAACUUGGGCAAGUCAGAGCCCGUGCCUGGCGCCUCAGUUUCCCCAUCUGCAAAUGCGGGUUCUACCAGUGCCCACCUCACAGCAAGUCCCCUGAAAAGAUACCGGAAGGUCACCCACGGCGCAGAGGCAGCAAAAAGGCAGUCGCUGCUGAUUGGUUUUAUUCUUUGGUGACCCCCAAGUGCACCAGGGCCCGGGGUAAGAACUGCCCUAAAAUCUUCCCCCGCCCUCCUCCUCCCUGGCGACCUGGUUCUCCUCCUGGUACCAAACCCCGGGCCCGGGCCCUCGGCACAAGGAGGUUAGGCAGCGCCCCAGGAGGCCCGGCCGGGUCGUGACCCCUGGCCGGUGCCUGCCACACCCGCUCUGGUACCCAAACGGGGCCCCAGAUCCUCGGUGACUCGAUCCCUCCAAAUUCAGGUGAUCUCCCCCGGCUCCAAAUCACCGAACCCUCCCAGGUCCCGCGCCAGACGGAGCCAGGUCCCAACCGGGAAGGGCCUCGGAGCAUCGGGACGCCAACGCCGCGGUCUUCGAGUCGGGGUUGGGGGAGAGAGAUGGCACUGACGGGGUGCAGCUGGCUCUUCCUCAGCGCCGCCUUCCUGAGCGCGGGGGCCGAAAUCUCUAUCACCCCCGAGCCUGCCCAGCCAGCCGAGGGGGACAACGUCACACUGACCGUCCACGGGCUUUCGGGGGAAGUGCUUGCCUACAACUGGUACGCGGGGCCCACGCUCAGCCUGAGUUACCUGGUGGCCAGCUACAUCGUGAGCACGGGCGACGAGACCCCUGGCCCGGCCCACACGGGACGGGAGGCUGUGCGCCCCGACGGCGGCCUGGACAUCCGGGGCGCCCUGCCCGGGCACUCGGGCACCUACAUCCUGCAGACCCUCAACAGGCAGCUCCAGACGGACGUGGGCUACGGACACGUGCAGGUCUAUGAGAUCCUGGCCCAGCCUGUGGUCACGGCCAACACCACGGCACUGGUCGAGCGCCGAGACACCCUGCGCCUGGUGUGCAGCAGCCCCAGCCCCGCUGAGGUCCGCUGGUUCUUCAACGGCGAAGCCCUGCCCAUCGCCAUCCGCCUCGGCCAGUCCCCCGAUGGCCGGGUACUGACCCGGCAUGGCGUCCGCAGAGAGGAGGCGGGAGCCUACCAGUGUGAGGUCUGGAACCCGGUCAGUGUCAGCCGCAGCGAGCCCGUCAACCUGACCGUGUACUAUGGCCCAGAACGCGUGGCCAUCCUCCAAGAUUCCACCACCCGCACGGGCUGUACCAUCAAACUGGACUUCAACACGUCCCUCACCCUGUGGUGCGUGUCCCAGUCCUGCCCAGAGCCCGAGUAUGUGUGGGCCUUCAACGGGCGGGCCCUCAAGAACGGGCAAGACCACCUCAACAUCACUAGCAUGACGGCGGCCCAGGAGGGCACGUACACGUGUAUUGCUAAGAACCCCAAGACCCUGCUUUCCGGAUCCGCCUCGGUGGUGGUCAAGCUCUCCGCGGCAGCGGUCGCCAUGACGAUUGUGCCCGUGCCCACCAGGCCGAUGGAGGGCCAGGAUGUGACGCUGACCGUCCAGGGCUACCCCAAGGACCUGCUGGUCUACGCCUGGUACCGCGGGCCUGCCUCGGAGCCCGGCCGGCUGCUCAGCCAACUGCCGUCAGGCAACUGGAUCGCAGGCCCGGCGCACACAGGCCGGGAGGUGGGCUUCGCCAACUGCUCACUGCUGGUGCAGAAGCUGAACCUCACGGAUGCCGGCCGCUACACCCUCAAGACCGUCACGUUGCAGGGCAAGACCGAGACCCUGGAAGUGGAGCUGCAGGUGGCCCGUGAGUGUGUCAGAGGGGGGCAGAGGGUGUAUCUUUUCAGACAGAUGCUCCCAAAGCGAGCGGGGCUUUGUCUCCUCCAGGGCGGGGAGGGAAGCACAGACGAAGGGUGGAUCGGCGUCCCCAACAGACUUGAAAGAAGGGGCUCCCUCUCCUCCCUCUGACUUGGGGAUCUCCAAAUGGAGUUUUUGGCCUCUUCUGUCAAACCGACAGCCUAGACUAGGGGUAGGUAGGCCUCCUGCAUCGAACCGAAGGCUACCAAAGGGGGAUUCCACGCCUCCUCUCUCAUAUAAGUACACCAGACUGAAGGUCUCAAGAAAGGAGGCACAGUCUGAGCGUAGGGCACCCUUUUUCCUGCAGGUGGGUAGACCUAUUGCCUCCGCUACUUUAUUGGGAAAGUGGGUUAAUGAUGGGAGUGUACCUCCCCUAUCAGACUGGAUGUAUAGUACGAGGGUGGAUCGUAACUCCCUCUUUAGACUGGGAGAUCCUAGACAGUUGGCAUCAUGUCUCGGCCUCUGCAUUAGGGUAAGAGUGAGGACAGAAUUUCUACCAUCAGAGGGGGACAUUUUUCUCUCAAAGUGAAAUAGGAAAAAUCUCCUCCAUUAGGAUAGAGGCUUCUAGGUGAUGGGAAUUUUGUCUCCUCCCUCAGACUGGGAAUUCCCAGUGGUCAGGAGCCAUGUCUCUUCCAUCAGUCUGGGAAUUCCCAGAUGUUGAAGACCAUGUCUUGCCCAUCAUAGUAGGGACUCCCAGAGUCAGGGACCAUGUCUCCUCCAUCAGACUGGGAGCUCCCAGAAACAGGUCUCCUCCAUCAGACUGGAAGUUCUCGGAGUCAAUGAACCAUGUCUCCCACAUCAGACUCGGAACUCCCAGGGUUAAAGACCAUGUCUCCUCCAUCAGACUGGGA
Molecule: messenger RNA, 3057 nt
Organism: Herpailurus yagouaroundi (jaguarundi)
Lineage: Eukaryota; Metazoa; Chordata; Mammalia; Carnivora; Felidae
Gene: CEACAM16
Product: CEA cell adhesion molecule 16, tectorial membrane component
Exons: 5
Coding region: 893-2317 (474 amino acids)
Source: RefSeq, a predicted model, not a curated record